Molecule: messenger RNA, 330 nt
Organism: Lachancea fermentati
Lineage: Eukaryota; Fungi; Ascomycota; Saccharomycetes; Saccharomycetales; Saccharomycetaceae
Source: the annotation of a GenBank genome assembly
AUGAAAUUUCCUUUCAGAUAUACGAGGUCUCAACUGGAGAUUUUCAGGUUUUCUUUCUGUCUCUUAGCACCAGUGGCAGUAAUGUACUACAUAGGUACUGACACCGAUAAAAAGCUAAAUGUCCCUGGAUUCUGGCCUGACCCAGAGACUCUGAAUAAGAUUCCUAAGGAGCCUUACGAAAUCAAGGCUGAGCUCGCUCGGAUGAAGAAGGAAAGACUUGAAAAGAGACUUCGCUUAGAAAAGAAAAUUGCAGAGGAAUAUGGUAUUGACAUCGAGGCAGAAAAGGCUAAAAUCAAAGAAGAGCUAGGUAUGAAUGGCUCUAAGCAGUGA